Messenger RNA from Vicia villosa (hairy vetch), 867 nucleotides. RefSeq lists its product as uncharacterized. The record is from RefSeq and is a predicted model, not a curated record. The coding region runs from base 1 to 867 and encodes 288 amino acids. NCBI's taxonomy places the organism in Eukaryota, Viridiplantae, Streptophyta, Magnoliopsida, Fabales, Fabaceae. Gene Ontology annotation, molecular function: RNA-DNA hybrid ribonuclease activity; nucleic acid binding. The transcript is spliced from 2 exons.
AUGAAUGGUAAUUGGAAUAGUUUAUGGAAGAUAUCGGCUCCGGCUAGAGUAAAACAUCUCCUUUGGAGAAUUUGUCGGGAUUGUCUUCCGACGAGGGUGCGACUCCGCCAACGUCAUGUUCCUUGUGUUCCUAAUUGUCCGUUUUGUGAUAAUGACUUUGAAGAUGAUUGGCAUGUCUUUUUUGGUUGUUUGGAUGCAAUUUCCUCUUGGCGGGCAGCAGGUUUGUAUGAUGUUAUAUUUCCCCGUCUCCACUCUUUUUCGGAUGCUAAAUCUGUUAUUAUUGAUAUUUGUAGCAAGGAAGAUAGAAAUCUUGCUGGUAGAGUAGCUGAAUGGUUUUCUGCUCAACAGGUCCGACACACUGACGGCAAUCAUGAGAAUCCGUUACAGUGGAAUCCACCGCCGAAUGGGUUCUUUAAGUGUAACGUGGAUGCGGGUUUUAACCGUCAGUUAGGUACUACGAAACGUGGGUGGUGCCUUCGGGAUGAUCAUGGAGAUUUUAUUAUUGCUGGUACAGCUUGGGAUGGUGGCACUUUAUCUAUUCUAGAAGCGGGGGCCUUAGCCCUUAAGGAAGCUAUCCAAGGGGUGAUCACCCAACACCUUGGCCAUGUUUUGUUUGAAAGUGAUUCUCAGUUGGUUGUCCAGAGUUUAAGAUCCAAUGCUCAUGGCACUUCAGAGUUUAAUUUUAUUAUUUCUUCUAUUAAAUUGUUGUUACUAGAUUUUCCCCACUUUGAGGUUAAGUUUGUAAAGCGUCAAGCGAACUUGGUUGCUCAUACUUUAGCUAAGGCGGCCAAUUCAUGGACUCGACGCAUGUUAUUUGACGAAAUUCCUCCUUGUAUUUUCUCUCAUUUGAAUAAUGAAAAAAGUUAA